AUGAUCGAAAUGCCUCCUCCUAAGCCUACCAAGCGGGUCAGAGACUGGAAUGCGUUUGUUCGCCAACCGGAUCCAAAGGUCACGACCGACAAAGUUGGAUCGACAAAGGAGCGGAUAAGAGGAAUUCAUCUUAAUUUUCAGAAAUGGGUACAAGAACUUGACAACAAAGACUAUAAAUAUUGGCUUGAAAAUAUCACGUUGAGGAUCGUCCAAGGCUUCUUUGAGUGGUAUUUGGAUGAGCAUAACCUCAAAUAUAGGUCUAGUUUCUUGACAAUGGCGCAUUUUUUCAGAAUGUACUGGAUGGAGGAAAGGGGUCUUGACCUUCCUCUAUAA
This is a messenger RNA of Penicillium samsonianum, 333 nucleotides long. RefSeq lists its product as uncharacterized. The record is from RefSeq and is a predicted model, not a curated record. NCBI's taxonomy places the organism in Eukaryota, Fungi, Ascomycota, Eurotiomycetes, Eurotiales, Aspergillaceae. The transcript has 2 exons. The coding region runs from base 1 to 333 and encodes 110 amino acids.